AUGUCUGUCUCCGUCCUCUUUCGCUCUCAUCGCACGGGGCUCCGACAAUUAGGAUGCCGAACGACUCGCGCCUUUCUCGCCGCUUCCACCCGACACUUUUCUAAUUUCCUCGUCACCCCCCAAGAACUCGCCGACGCGUUGGAGAAGAACCCUCCCAAAGUCAGCCCCGAACCCAAGACCGUAGCCGUCUGCGCCGCUUGGUUCCUCCCCAACGAUGAACGCACAGGAAUCCAAGUCUUCCGAGAGACACGCAUCCCCAAGGCGCGCUUCUUCGACCUCGACAAGGUGAUCAAUAAGCACUCGCCUUACCCCCAUAUGCUCCCCGAUGCGAAGGAAUUUGCGCUAGCGAUGAGCGAGAUCGGUGUUCGACGGGAUGAUACGGUUGUUGUCUACGAUACCAAGGAGCUCGGCAUCUUUAGCGCGCCGAGGGUCGCCUGGACUAUGAAGCUCUUUGGUCAUCCCAAGGUUCACCUACUCAACAACUUCAAGCUAUGGGUUGAUGGAGGAUUCCCAAUCGAGACCGGCGAACUGUACAGUGUUGACUGCUGUACCUAUCCGAUCCAUCCUAUGGAUGAGUCCAAGGUCGCGUCGUUCGAGGAGGUCAAGGAUAUUGCGUUAGAUUACGGCAAGGAGGGUGCUGAGGGUGUCCAAAUUCUCGAUGCCCGCCCCACUGGACGCUGGACUGGAAAGGACCCGGAACCCCGACCUACUAUUUCUUCUGGGCAUAUUCCCGGAUCUAUCAGCCUUCCGUUCAGCGCCGUUCUGGAUCCCGAGACCAAGGCUUUCUACGAGCCGGAGAGGUUGCGGAAGAUCUUCCAAGAGAAGGGAGUCGAUCCCGAGAAGCCAAUUAUUUCGAGUUGCGGCACCGGCGUAACCGCUUGUGUUCUCGAGACCGCACUUGAAGUUGCGAGCUAUGGCUCCGCGGAGUCGAGGAGAGUGUACGAUGGUAGUUGGACAGAAUGGGCGCAGAGGGUCACUCCCGCUGAGAACCUCAUUAUCAAGACCGAAGGCGAGGAGGAUGCUGCUUAA
Scedosporium apiospermum is the source of this 1029-nucleotide messenger RNA. RefSeq lists its product as uncharacterized. The transcript has 2 exons. Gene Ontology annotation, molecular function: thiosulfate-cyanide sulfurtransferase activity. NCBI's taxonomy places the organism in Eukaryota, Fungi, Ascomycota, Sordariomycetes, Microascales, Microascaceae. The record is from RefSeq and is a predicted model, not a curated record. Gene Ontology annotation, biological process: transsulfuration. The coding region runs from base 1 to 1029 and encodes 342 amino acids. Gene Ontology annotation, cellular component: mitochondrion.